ACCUCGAUGGCUAGUGCGUGACACACGGUGCAAACUCGAUUGUGUAACCGCCAAAGGUACGUCAAAAUAUGAUGACAUAGGUCCAUACGAAAAAUCCUGAAUCCGUAUACAAUAACAUAAGAAAUAGAAUCCGGGCUAAUGAAGCUUUCUGCAGAGCUUACUUGCUCUACUACCGUCUAUACGGGAGAGUGGGGAACCAACUUUCACAGCCAUAUAUAAUCAAGAGAAGAUUUUAAGGUGUAUUACUUCUUUAUCGUCCAUCACUUAGGCUGUGUUAAAAAAAAAGGUGGCUGUUAUUUUGUUUGCCAGGAAUGUUCUGUGCCAGUGUUUACGUGUGACGGUGUUCUAAGGAUAUAUUACGAAGUGUACAGUGAUCUACACCUCUUGCUUCCAACGGAAAUUGGAUUAAGUAAUAUACUGGCACACCAAACAAAAUGACGAAAUCAAUUUUAUGCAUCGGUUUACUAGCAGUGUUAUUUUUAAAGAACACAAACUGUGAUGCACCAGUACCGGACUCGGCAUCUCUACCUUUAGAACAUAGAGGCUUAUACGGACCACCACUUUCCGGACCGGGUUAUGCGCCACCAUCGGGAUUACUUCAAGGGGGAGGAGGAUCGGACGACCCCUGGCCACUGGCCACACCUGACAUGCCCCAGAUAAAACACUUACAAGUUCAAUGUGAGAAGACGCACAUGCGCGUCAACAUCGAAUUCGACAGACCGUUUUACGGGAUGAUCUUCUCCAAGGGAUUCUACAGCGACCACCACUGCGUCCAUUUGAAACCUGGAACAGGACAUUUGAGUGCAACAUUCGAGAUAUUCCUCAACAGUUGCGGCAUGUCUUCUUCUGCUAAUCACAAUGCUGCAAGCUACGGCGGACCAACCCCUAGCGGUAGCUACGUGGAGAACACCAUCAUCAUCCAGUACGAUCCCUUCGUGCAAGAGGUGUGGGAUCAAGCUAGAAAACUCCGUUGUACCUGGUACGAUUUCUACGAAAAAGCAGUCACUUUCCGUCCAUUCCAAGUUGAUAUGCUCCACGCCGUCACCGCCAAUUUCCUUGGUGACAACCUGCAAUGCUGGAUGCAGAUCCAAGUUGGUAAAGGUCCAUGGGCAUCCGAAGUCUCCGGUAUCGUCAAAAUCGGUCAAACGAUGACCAUGGUGCUCGCCAUUAAGGAUGACGAGAACAAGUUCGAUAUGUUGGUGAGGAACUGUGUUGCCCACGAUGGAAAGAGGGCGCCAAUACAACUGGUCGACCAAUACGGUUGCGUUGUCAGACCUAAGAUCAUGAGCAAAUUCCAGAAGAUAAAGAACUUCGGACCUUCAGCCUCAGUGGUGUCGUUCGCCUACUUCCAAGCCUUCAAAUUCCCCGACUCCAUGAACGUCCACUUCCAAUGCGUGAUCCAGGUCUGCAGAUACAACUGUCCAGAGCCAAAAUGUGGACACGGCUUGGGACUGUCCAGUGAAUACGGAUUACCGGCGUUGGGAAGCAGUGGGCAUGGUAAUAACUUGAAUACUGAGUACGGCGCACCCUUGCCAGAAUACAGUGGAGUUCCACCCGCGUUCCCAGACCCAAGACAUCCUUCAGGACCUGCUGGAGCAUACUCGGAACCAAAUGCUGACGUUGUACCAGCUCCCCAGGCCCAGACCUCGUCUUCCUCGACAUCCAACCCAUCAAAUCUAUCUUCCCCAGCUCCACAAACGAAUGGUCAAUCUGGAAACGAUAUCCAUCUACCACCUCCUCCACUACCAGGUCACCACGGACAAUAUAACACAGUGAAAAGGAAGAGUGACAUCGAAGGCGAAUUCGAGAACAAUUUAGCUACCCUAGGAGGACGGCCAAGAUCCGUUGAAAACCUACCAGCUCAACUGCAAGGCGUAAGACGAAAAAGAUCACCAGAAACCUUCAACGUCGUUGUCAGUCACGUAUACAAGAGGGAAGCGCAAGAAAUGACCGAUGUGAACACCAGCAGAACUAUUCAAGUUGUCGCUCCAGGAGACGUUAAUUUCGCACUGAACUCAGCGCAGAAUAACGAAACGGUGGUAAUUCAGUCGGCGUCAUCUGCAGAUCCUGAAACUAUUUGUAUGUCGAUACCCAGUUUUGUAGCAGGACUAGUCAUGCUUCUUUUAGUUCUCAUUGUAUCCAGUUUAGUAGCUGCUUUCCUGUUCGUGAGAGUACGAGCUAUCGACAGAAAAGGUGCUUCCCCAGCUUUCAUGCACACCAGAGGUUACGAUAAUUCCGAAUUUGUGAAAGUAGCAAACUGACGAUAGACUGGAUAAAUAGAUUGGUCAAUUUCCAAAGAAAAUGAAUGAGUUGCGCUACACAAGUGCCUUGUGGUCUUUUUCCUUCAAUUCACCGAAACAUCCGACGAAUUGAACGAGAAAACGUCACAUACUUCCACUUUCCAUCUCUGCUAUGUAACUAUUCACAAUCGUGAAUAGUUCUACAUACACUGAAUUUAUUUAAACUUCUUUCAUUCCUCAUUCAGUUGAGCCAUCUCAUUCAUUAUUUUCGCAACGAGAAUCUCAUGUUUCCUCCAUGUAUUAACUAAAUUAUUUCUCUUAAUUUAUUUUUGUGAAUAGUGAUAAGGUGAAGCCUUCGAACAUAUUGAUUAAACGGAAUUCUGAUCAAUGUUUUCUGACCAGUGAAUUGUAAACUUCUUCAUUUAGAUGAAGAGAAGAACUAGUCUUAAAUCUAGGAUGUAGUUCCAAUGUAAAUAAUUUCACGAGCACAAAUACUCAGAAAAUACAAUUCGAUAUGAAGAUUGUCAAUUACUGCUAUAUCUUCAUGAUUUUUACUGUUGAAUUAUCAUGAAUCUGUAAUUGUUGAAAUUAUUCAAAUGACAAUUGAAGGAACAGUUAGUUCUUGGGGAAUUAGAAGAAAUACACUGACAAUGAAAUGAGAAUUGUCUCUUGGAUAGUUUCGACAAUAAUGCUUGAUG
This is a messenger RNA of Coccinella septempunctata (seven-spotted ladybird), 2938 nucleotides long. RefSeq lists its product as uncharacterized. The transcript is spliced from 3 exons. The coding region runs from base 435 to 2261 and encodes 608 amino acids. NCBI's taxonomy places the organism in Eukaryota, Metazoa, Arthropoda, Insecta, Coleoptera, Coccinellidae. The record is from RefSeq and is a predicted model, not a curated record.